CGGGGGCGGCCCGGCCCCUCCCGCGGGGAUGGGGGCGGCUCCCGGGGGCGCGCAUGUCCGGCCCCGCCCGUUAAAUUCCGGCGGGCCGGGCCGGGCCGGGACCACCCGCUCCGCACCUGCUGCUCUCGCCAUGGCCACUGACGCCGAGCCCGGUCGCCGCCGCCGCUGCUGCGCGCAGGACACGCCCGAUGCUCCCAAGGUUCCCGAUUCCCGCGGUGACAGCGACGGGCCCCGGCGGGGCUCCCUCUGCGACCGGCACUGCGCUGCCAUCAACAACGUGCAGGGGGACCUGGGAGAGCUGGGCUGCCACCUGCACCGUCCCCGUGUCCCCCCAGGUAGGGUGGCUGUGGGUUGGGCUGGAUGUGGGGCCCUGGGGGGGGGUCCCACACCCCCUGUGACCCUGUGUGUCACCCACAGCCACGUCCACCCCGUCCUGCUGCCAGCAGCACUCGGAGGAGGUGUGCGAGAGCUGCGUGGUGAAAACCACCCUGACGGCCGAGAACGCCGUGGAGGCCAACAAGCUCUCCAACAACUACAAGGUGGGUGGGGGCACCCAUGGGUGCUCUGGGGGGGUUGUAAUGGGUUUUCAUUUUCUUGCUCUUCACUCAUCCCCAAAAAAAACCUCUCUCUGCAGUUUGGCUUCAAGAAAUGGAAGAGCCACGUGACAGCGCGGCCCUGGGAGGACCGAUCGGAGAUCGUCAAGGAGCUCUACUCUGACCUCAACGUCAUCCGAGGCUCUGGAGGGUCCACGCUGACGUGUGGGAAUGUCCUGUACCUGCUGCUCUUUGGCUGGUGGCUCUCGCUCCUCUACGUCCUCAUGGCUGCCGUGAUGUUCAUCACCGUCAUGGGGGCUCCUUAUGGGAGGCUCUGCUGGGAUCUAGCCGGGUAUUUCCUCUGGCCCUUUGGCAAAGUGAUCCAGAAAGUGGAGGUCCCCAAAUCCCAUCAGGCGUGUGAGGCUGGCGUGGGGGAGAGCUCAGCCCUGCUCGGGGGUCCCACACCGCUCCGCUGGCGCCCACGGUGCUGGGAGGGCGCUGGAUACUGGCACCAUGCCAGCACCGCCGUGUGGCUGUGCCUGGGCUACCCGGUGCUGCUGCUGGCCCACGGGCUCGUGUGUGUCACCGCGUGGCUCCUCAUCGUCCUCAUCCCUGUGGCCAAGCUGAGCGCCCGCGCCACCUCCCGCGUCCUGCCGCUGCCCCCGGAGCGGGUGCUCAUCCGGCGCCUGAGGAUGACAGAGGUGCCUCUGGAGGGAGAGGUGAUUCUCUGCUGCUACCGUGCUGCCAACCCUUACUACUACAAAUAUGCCGUGGACGGCAUCAACGUCUUCGCCGUCAACCUGCUGCCACUGGUGCUGGUGACGCUGGUGCUGGGCUACGUGGACAGCCCCAACCACCUGACCGGCUCCGCCGUCAAGUUCACCUUGGCCCUGCUCUCCAUCAUGCCCCUCUCCUACUAUAUCGGCAUGGCCAUCGCCAGCAUCUCGGCCCAGAGCAAUUUCGCGGUGGGAGCUGUGGUGAACGCCACGUUCGGCUCCAUCACCGAGCUCACCUUCUACAUCACCGCCCUCAUCAAGGGCUCGCGUGAGGGCAACCGCUGCUACGCCGAGGUGGUCAAGUCGGCGUUGACAGGGACGCUGGUGGGCUGUGUCCUCUUUGUGCCGGGUCUGUGCAUGGUGAUCGGGGGCAUCCGGCACCAGGAGCAGUGGUUCAACAGCCGCUCUGCGGGCGUCAGCUCGGCCCUGCUCUUCCUCUCUGUGGGAGGUGUCUUUGCCCCAACGCUCUUCUCCAAGGUGUACGGGAAGCUGGUCUGUGGCGAGUGCCACAACGUCACGCAGAACCCGCUGGGCCACUACCUCUGCCACAACUGUCACUUUGACCUGAUGGACAACAACGGCACCCUCUACUACAGCCACGUCCAACCCCUGGUGUACACGGUGUCCAUCCUGCUCCCUGCUGCCUACCUCGUCGGGCUCUUCUUCACCCUCAAAACCCACACACACAUCUACGACAUCCACAUCAGCGACUGUCACAUGCCUGGCCACCACCACAGCGCCGUGGUCCACUGGUCCCGCUGGCGGGCCCUGGUCAUCCUCCUGCUCUCCACCCUCUGCAUGUCGGCCUGUGCUGACCUGGCCACGGAGCACAUCAGCCCCAUCCUCACCAACUCCACCAUCUCACAGUACUUCAUUGGUGUCACCGUGCUGGCAAUGGUGCCUGAGCUGCCGGAGAUUGUCAAUGGCAUCCAGUUUGCCCUGCAGAACAAUCUGAGCUUGAGCAUCGAGAUUGGCAACUGCAUCGCGGUGCAGGUCUGCAUGCUCCAGAUUCCCAUCCUGGUGCUCUUCACCAUCUUCUACCCGACCAACUUCACGCUUGUCUUCAGCGACCUCCACGUCUAUGCCAGCAUGUUCAGCGUGGUGCUCAUGAACUACAUCUUCAUGGAUGGCAAAUGUGACUAUUUCCAAGGCACCGUGCUGGUGAUGGUUUACUUCAUCCUCCUGGCCGUGUAUUUCUUCGCCCCGUCGCCCAGCGGCUGCUGAGGUUUGGAUUCUCCUUUCUCCAACCCCCUCGUUGGGAUCAGCACCCAUCAAGACCUUCUCCAGUGUCUCAGGGACUUGGCCGGGCUGGCUCCGGUCUGGAAGCGCUGUUUCCUGAAGCUGCUGCUGCUGCUGGGCUCCCCCCGUGGGGCUGCAGGGAUGGGAAGGGUGGUGGCAAUGGGAUCGCUCCCAAAAUGAGGAGCCUCAAAGCCAGAGCACGUCACACAGGCAUCUCCAGCCCACACUCGAGUGGCUGGAAGGAAAACUGUCCUUAGAGGAGAGUCUUGAAGGGGAUUUCUGUGUGUCUCGAGGACAGACCCCUCCCUGGGGAUGUGCUUGCACUGGGAGAAGGUGCCUGAGAAGUCCCUCAUCCUCCCAGGCCUGGGAGUGGCCUGGGAAUCGCACACGGGAUGUUUGAUGGCACCAGAAAUGCACCCAAAGGUAUUUUCAGCUGUUUUGUCAUUAAAGCAGUUUUGUACAAAUCAGAAACAAGUCUGUUUCUCCUUAAAUGAGCCUCAGGCACCAGCUUGGGCCCCUCUGUGGCCACCAUUCCCUGUCCUCUGUCACCUCACCCCAGGGACAGAGCCAAUGGGGGUGGCUGGGAGCUCCAGCUUUCUCCAUGACCCUCCCAAAGCUCCAGCUCAUUUCCAGCCUGGUCUUCUCUGACUCUUUGGUCCCCCUGGCUUCGAGGUCUGUACCAGACUCCCGAGAUGGUUCAGGGAUGCUCCUGGUGUUAUCCAUAGGGUGUGACAGAAUGAGGGAAUCUCCCUCCGCGCAGGGAAAUGUCGGUGGAUGUGGUGAGAGGGACAAAGUUAGGGCUUGGAUUGAUUUAUUAUCUUUACAAACAAAAACAAUCCCAAAGCAAAACACUGACUGGCCCAUUAACACAGGCAAGGAGGCUCUGGUGCCUCUUCCC
Vidua chalybeata is the source of this 3446-nucleotide messenger RNA. RefSeq lists its product as uncharacterized. The transcript is spliced from 18 exons. Gene Ontology annotation, biological process: intracellular calcium ion homeostasis; calcium ion transmembrane transport. Bases 29 to 2533 code for a protein of 834 amino acids. The record is from RefSeq and is a predicted model, not a curated record. Gene Ontology annotation, molecular function: calcium:proton antiporter activity. Lineage: Eukaryota; Metazoa; Chordata; Aves; Passeriformes; Viduidae. Gene Ontology annotation, cellular component: endomembrane system; membrane.